UAGCAAAGCAGCAGAAGAAAGGGUCCACUACAUGAAAUCUUAUCUAGAGCCAACCAAUGGAUUCUCUCUCUCCUUUCCAUGUACAGCUCAAAACACUAUCCAUUUGUAAUUUGAAUUCCACUUCACAAAUGAUUGCUUAAUAAAAAUGUCAUCCCAUGUUUCUAAAUUUAAACAAAAUCCCAAGUGAAGUAACAGUCAUGGCCCAUUCCCUAAUCACAACACCAGCCACAGUAAGCUCCUCUUUCUUAACCAAAUCUAAGAAGAAGACAACUACCCACGUUCCAUCUCUAGGGUUUCAAAGAGUAUUGGCUUGCCAUAAAGACUCUAAGCCAAUCUCUGCUGGCAAUCCCAUUCAUCGCAGGACUGUAAGCCUUGGUUUGGCAGGUGGAUUGCUGGCCUUGAACAUUGGCCGCUGGAACGCUAAUGCAGCUCGAAGGCCGCCACCUCCACCACCGGAGGAGAAAAAGGACCCUAAUUUAAGUGGUGUGCAAGCAAAAGUCCUAGCUAGCAAGAAGAGGAAGGAAGCCAUGAAAGAGUUUGCGGCCAAACAAAGAGAGAAAGGAAAGCCCAUAAAUGAACCAUCUGAACAGCAAUAAAGAAAUUGUACUUGUUACGUCCAGCCUUAACAUUCAAAAAUUUUCUUGAGUGGAAGGGAAAUUGCUGCACUUCAAUAAAGAGUAAAUGAGAGAGAUUUCAUCAAUAUGCAAAUUUUCUGUUUUAAAUUUUCUAGAACAAGAAACAAGGAUAAUAAAUUCAACCAACAUUUUUUUU
This is a messenger RNA of Hevea brasiliensis (rubber tree), 771 nucleotides long. RefSeq lists its product as uncharacterized. Bases 156 to 596 code for a protein of 146 amino acids. The record is from RefSeq and is a predicted model, not a curated record. NCBI's taxonomy places the organism in Eukaryota, Viridiplantae, Streptophyta, Magnoliopsida, Malpighiales, Euphorbiaceae. The transcript is spliced from 2 exons.